AUGCCGGAGUUUGACGACGACGGCGGGGACACGCCAAGCGGCGAUGAGGCCUCCGCGUCCAUCACCAUGAGCGGCGUCUCGCAAAACAUCUUCGCCGUGUUGGCUGUGCUGCUCGGCACCUUUGCGGCCCCGCAGCGGCUGAAGGUGCUGCGUCCUAUCUGCGAGCGGUGGAGGGUCAGCGUGCCGCGCGCUGCAGCAGCGACGCGUGAGGAGGACGCCUGCCGCGUGGCGAUGGGGCGGCUGGCGGCGAAAAUGAGCUACGUGAUGGAGAAAAGCGCCAAUAAACCUUCGCUUGAAGGCGGACGACGUAAAACGUCUCUGCCGCUCAUGCCCUUCUUUUACGGUGACGAUGAGCUGCACGUACUCAACGCCGCUGUUGGGGGAGAUGAGAGUCUCGGGGGGCAUCGGCCACACAACAUUUCGGCUACGGCGCCUUCGCCUGCAACGGAGGAAGUGCAUUCUUGGAUAGAGGAGCCGGUUAUCACCAUCCAAGUUCGUCGGCGCGUGUAG
Trypanosoma conorhini is the source of this 510-nucleotide messenger RNA. RefSeq names its product receptor-type adenylate cyclase. The coding region runs from base 1 to 510 and encodes 169 amino acids. The transcript has a single exon. Lineage: Eukaryota; Euglenozoa; Kinetoplastea; Trypanosomatida; Trypanosomatidae. The record is from RefSeq and is a predicted model, not a curated record.